Molecule: messenger RNA, 2325 nt
Organism: Daldinia decipiens
Lineage: Eukaryota; Fungi; Ascomycota; Sordariomycetes; Xylariales; Hypoxylaceae
Product: SPO22-domain-containing protein
Exons: 7
Coding region: 1-2325 (774 amino acids)
Biological process (GO): regulation of synaptonemal complex assembly; meiotic cell cycle
Source: RefSeq, a predicted model, not a curated record
AUGGACACCGCGAAUUCGUCACAUUCUGCCCGAGAUAAGCGUAUCAAGUCUAUCAUAUCUUUCUGCCAUGAUCUCCAGAAGCAGUUGCCUAGCAAGAAUGAUGAACAAGCACUAAAUAGUCAAGUUGACGAGUUAGAAAAUCAGAUCAACGCUAUCAAGUCCUACUCUCUUAAAUCUCCCGGCUCGCAUCGUCACGCACAGCUAGAUAGCGCCGGCACCGAUCUUUGGAACUGGUGUGUUCAGAUUAAACGCGAAGACGGUAGUGAAGUAUCAUCAACGAGAAGGAAGCUCCUAACUUUCUGCCGGGUAUUCUCGUUCCUAAUUCUGGCGCUGGCGCAAUGGGGUGAUCAUAACACACCGGGUGAUCUCCUCCGCUUGGAAAAAUUGGCAAUCAAAACCGGCAGAUCUUGUAUUGUGGACGGCGAGCUCAAGUUUGCUCUCAUGGUUCUGCAGAAGGCCGCGGAAUAUAACGGGUUGUUGCAGAAUCUGCAGGCGAAGCUGCCGGAUGAGGAGUCUGACGCCUGCAGGAAACUAGAGGCAGAGUAUUUUACACUUCGUAUAGUUAUGAAGGCCUGGAAAGAAGACCGCCUUGACGUGGCGGACCAUCUAUACGAAAAGGUACAAGACUGCAAGCAUACUACUAACCCAGCAUCGGCAGAGAAUUUUGCCGACUCGUUUUUUGAGAUUGGGAAAGACUUAACAGUAAAGAAGAACUUCUCGCUGGCAGUAAAGUGGUUAGAACGGGCUUACGAAUUCAUCAACAGCCAAGACCUCGAGCAGCUACCAAGAGAGGUUAUCGAGUUGAGGCUAGCAGUGUCUCAGGCGCUCAUUCGCGCAUAUUUAAAUUUAAAUACGACUGAAGGCUUCAAAAAGGCCGAAAAUCAUGUCUGUUACGUUGAAUCCGAGCUCGGUGACAAGCUUGUUGUCCUUCUACUUAGGCUGGAACUCCUACUUAGCUCGCCGGCCGAAGUAUUCGACGGCAAUGCAUAUGCCGGUAUCCUUCGGCGGAUGAUCAGGAGCCAUGAAAUCUCAGAAUCAAGCUUCAAUCUUAUGAUACACCAUAUACGUAAGCUAGACGACAAGAGUCCGAGCCUGGCCUCCUCCGUUCUCGGCGAAUUUAUAACAUUGAGAGUGUUGCCCACCCAACAGGACACUUGGGUUGAACGGGCCAUCGUGCUUUGCACGCAGAUGGCAACGACACAUCGGGACACUCACGAAACAAUACAAGAACUCGGAACCGUAUUUGAUAGUGUCGAGGCUAGCUUAAAAAACCCAUUGUCAGCUGCUGCUGUUCUCGCCAUACAAAUACUCAUAUGGAAAAGGGUUGAUGCCUCAUUCAAUCAAGGAGAGCUGGAUAUUACAGAGAAAUGGUGCCACGUAGCCAUGCACCCAGCUCUUCGUAAUUCGGGUCCGGCGAAUACAGCAAAGAUCACUAGGAAAUUGGUGUGCUGCGCCCUUCAAAGAAACAGCUUGGAAAAUGCUGCAGAGAUCUUCCAAUCUAUGAGUGAAUCAACCAGAUGUGAGCCAAUGACAUUAUACCUCGCGUACAAAUUAGCUCUAAGGUGCGGAGACCGGGGAAUGGCCUCUGACUGUUUAAGACACAUUAGCGAGGCCUCGCCAAAAGAUCCUCAGUACCUGUACGCGUGUUGCAUAGACGCGCAGGAAGCGGAAGACAAAAUAUGCGCAAUCGAGGCGUUAAAGCAUUUGAUACAGAAAUCGGAAUACAGCUCGUCGGAUGCUGUUCAUCUACCAGCGCUGCUCCGGGUUGUUAUACGUCUCGAGACGUCGCUUAUGAACGAAAAAGAUUACAAGGAUGCUGACCGUAGCUUGUUAAUAGAUGAUAUCUGCCAAGUCUUCGAAGGGGUCGUACCAGCCAUACAGCGGGAUCCGCGGAAUAGCAAUGGCGAUAAGAUAUUCACAGUAGAAGAGCUAGAUUGGUUUGGUAAAAAUACCUAUAAUCUAGCGGUCAAAAACAUCAAUAUUUGGCAGCCGAGGCAAAGUAUUCGCAUCUUUCAAUGCUGCCUUGCAAUUAUAUUCCAAUAUCCCCAGGACAUACCAAUUCAAGCAGCUGAGGAUCUGUCACUACGCGCAAUGUUCUGUCAUUUUCUAAUGGCAACAUUACACAUUGCCCUAGCACGAUCUGAAGACAACAUCGAAACGCAGCUUCAAGACUAUCUCUUGAUGCGCAAUCAUGUUAAAGGUUUUGGCGAAGAACUAGAGGCUCGGCUAAACAGUCUAGACGAAGUGUCCAAGAACGACCUACGAAUGAAGCUUUCAACCCUUCUCGUCUUCGAUUUUGAAGGGGCUAUCUGUCUUAAGUCAUAG